Apis mellifera (honey bee) is the source of this 5027-nucleotide messenger RNA. RefSeq names its product calpain-D. The transcript has 11 exons. Bases 326 to 4357 code for a protein of 1343 amino acids. Gene Ontology annotation, cellular component: cytoplasm. NCBI's taxonomy places the organism in Eukaryota, Metazoa, Arthropoda, Insecta, Hymenoptera, Apidae. Gene Ontology annotation, molecular function: calcium-dependent cysteine-type endopeptidase activity. The record is from RefSeq and is a predicted model, not a curated record. Gene Ontology annotation, biological process: proteolysis.
AAAGUAGGAUUCACUGAACUUUUUUGUGUACAUUUGGAUUUCUGUGUAAUGCGACGACGAAAAGAAAGCGAAAAAAAGAAAGAAAAAGAUAGAAUAAAACAUUGGAUGAGUAAGAGGAAGGGGUUAAAAAAGAUGGCCGUUCUGAAACAUAUGACAAAGAACGGCGGGCAAUCGCCGCGGCCGAAAACAAUUUUCACGGAAUGUGUUUUACGAUAUCGUUGAUCUUCGUCCUCGUGUAGAGGUGUAGUGAUUUUUCGAAUAAAGGGAUCGUGGCUAUAAAAGUCAGUGAUCCUGUUAGCAAAGGAGCCAUGACUACGAGUAAAGAAUGGGCUCGAUCGCAUCGGUGUUGCAGUGGCAUUGCUCGGAGUGCGCUCUGAUAAAUCCAACGGAGAGCACGCGAUGCGCCAGGUGCGGCAUUACUCGUCUUAGGAGUGAUGAGAAGGCAAAUCUCAGGUUCAACCUGAGUUUGGAGCACAAAGUUCCAAGACAAAAAGAAGAGGGAAAGCAAAGAAACGACGAGGAAGGUGACUCUUCCUCAGUCUCCAUUCUACCAACAUCUUUACCGAAACUUCAUUUGAAGAAGCUACCAGUAGACGAUACAUGUCCGACAGCUUAUGAAUACAUCAAAACCGAUCUCAUACAUUGCUCAGAGGGAAAUUUAAUUCUAUCUAAUCAUACAAAGAAAUCUCAUCAUGAUUUAUGGAAGAGAAAAUCUUAUAAAAAGGAAUCAGUUAAACGAUCUUUUUCUCUACCUUCCUUAGUAAGACAAUGGACUUGUGUUCGUUGUCUAUUAAACAACAAUUGCAGUUCUGGUAUAAUUUGCAUAGCUUGUGAUGCAAAUUUUUCUAUAGCUGAAACUGAUAAAAAACAGAUUGGUGCACGUAGAAGCAAAAAAUUAAAUUUACGUAAAACAAAUCGUCUUAAAGUUGCCUCUGAACUUCUGGCGAAUAUUUUAGAUGGUUUUAAUACAAAUUCUUCUACAAAUGAUGCAAAAAUUAUUAAUAAAGAUAUGGCACAAUUAACAAGUAUAAGCCGUAGUGAAAGGAGACAAGACAGAGAAGACUGGACUUUACCAUCAAUAGAAACUAUGGAAUCUACUACACUUUCCUUUACAAAUACUGAUACCUCUCAACGUUCACCAAAAAGACAUAGUCCUUCAAUUUAUGAACGAGUUAAAUCCAAAGUUAGUCGCUCUUUAUCUAAUGGAUCUGUUGUACAUAAGUUAUCUGAACAUGCAAUUCAAAGACCAACAAGUUUAGUAGUCUCAGAAUCGCAACAAGAUGAUGCUCUCUGGAGUUGUGAUAAUUGUACUCUUGAUAAUGCUCCUGGCCUAGAACAAUGUGAAGCAUGUGAAGCUCCUAGAAGUCCAGCUCCUUGUAGUGGAGUAGUUAUCAGUGUACCUGCCUGGGAACCACGAACUCUAUCUUCUGCAGGUUCACUCUCUUAUAGACGUUCUUUUUCUGAUGUUGAAUCUGUUACAAAUGUAUCUCAGAAAAAAAUUGUCAAUCGUAGAAGUCUCAAUGAAGAUGAACCACCUGCAGUACCACCUCAUUCUGUUGGUUUUAGUACAAAGCCAAAGUAUUCUUAUAUUGGAAUUACUGAUCCUGAUAUACCACCGCCAUUGCCAAAAAAACAAAAUAAUAAAUUAAGUCUUGUACCCACAAAAGCACAUAGUGAAGCAACUAGUCCUGUUGAUGUACCAAAUGUAAAUUCAUUGAAACGUAUGUGGACAUGUCGAAAAUGUUCUUAUGCCUAUAAUCCUUUAUGGUCAACAGGCUGCGAUAUAUGUGGAUCUUCUCGAUCACCACCUUCAUUAAUGCAACCUAGUUUAAUAACCGUCACAAAAGAUGAAACAAAUUGUUCAAUGCAUACACAAUCUCCAAUUGUAGUAUCUAGAGAUAGUGUAAGAUACAUUCCACAAAAAACUGCUACAUUGGCUACAGCUGAAUCUGAUUUAGAUGAUCAAAUUGAUCUACCUUCUCCUGUAUGGACUUGUAAAAAAUGUACAUUAUUAAAUGCUGCUUCAAGAACAACAUGUGAGGCAUGUGGUGGUUCAAAGCUUAAAAGUAUUAUGCAUUUAGAAGAUACAACAUUACGAAAAGGAGAAAGCUGGGUGUGUCCAUCAUGUACAUUAAGAAAUCCACUAUCAGCACAAACUUGUAAUGCUUGUAAGACAUUAGCAGAUUUUUUAGAUAUACCAAAAGAUAGCAAAUUUUUUGGAUCAAGAAGUCCAAGUCCAAGACUCAGUUCAACUCCUAUAAAUUCAAAAAUUGUUACUUCAAAACAUAAAAAUUCUGUAAGAAGAAACAGUUCUUCAAUUGGAGAUAAAAGACAUUCAAGAAUUAAAGAUUCUGCUCAUGGCCAAUGGCAGUGUAAAUUGUGCACAUAUGAAAAUAAGAGUACAAAUGGAAUUUGUGAAAUGUGCCAAAUCUCAAAAAAUUUAUCUCAACUACCAAUUGAAAGGCCUAGAAUUGAAUCUGGCAUAAAUACUCUUACAAUGCAACGGCAAGAAAGUGUAGUUAUGGAAAAUUUAAGACAAAUUGAAGAAAGAGAAGCAUUGGAAAAAUGGGAACGAAUUGUUCGCUAUUGCAAGGAGACGAAUGAACCUUUUGUUGAUGAUUCAUUUCCACCAGCUCCAAAAUCUCUAUAUUAUAAUCCAGCUGAAACAAAAGAUAACCAUGUUGUUCAAUGGAGAAGGCCUCAUCAAAUUAAUGUUGAUUCUACAGUUGAUUCUAAACUGCCUUGGGCUGUUUUUAGAAAGCCUUUACCUUCAGAUAUCUCACAAGGUGUAUUAGGAAAUUGUUGGUUACUUUCAGCUUUAGCUGUUUUAGCUGAAAGUGAUGAGCUUGUAAAAAGAGUUUUAGUAAUGAGAGAAACCUGCCCAGAAGGAGCUUAUCAAGUAAGAUUAUGUAAAGAUGGAAAAUGGACCACAGUGCUUGUUGAUGAUUUAUUACCCUGUGAUAAAAGAGGCCAUCUAGUAUACUCUCAGGCAAAAAGAAAACAACUUUGGGUGCCAUUAAUUGAAAAAGCAGUGGCUAAAAUUCAUGGUUGCUAUGAAGCUUUAGUAUCAGGACGUGCAAUAGAAGGUCUAGCAACACUUACAGGUGCUCCCUGUGAAAGUGUGCCUUUACAACCAUCUGCUUUGCCAAGUGAAGAUGAACUUGAUAAGGAUUUAAUAUGGGCGCAACUUUUAUCUUCAAGGCAAGCUAUGUUUUUAAUGGGUGCUAGUUGUGGAGGUGGUAACAUGAAAGUUGAUGAGGAAGAAUAUCAACGUAAAGGUUUAAGGCCAAGGCACGCUUAUUCUGUUCUUGAUGUACGAGAUGUACAGGGAAUACGAUUAUUGAGAUUACGUAAUCCAUGGGGUCACUACAGUUGGAAGGGUGAUUGGUCUGAUGAUAGUCCUAUCUGGACAUCGCAAUUACGAGAAAUGCUUAUGCCACAUGGUGCUUCUGAUGGUGUUUUCUGGAUUUCUUUUGAUGAUGUAUUAAAAUAUUUUGAUUGUAUUGAUAUUUGUAAAACUAGAGUUGGAUGGAGUGAAGUUAGAUUGCGCGGAGCACUUCCACCUUUAUCAUCUCUCAGACAUUUAUCAUGUGUACUUUUAACGGUACUAGAGCCGACUGAAACAGAAUUUACAUUAUUUCAAGAAGGACAGAGGAAUUCUGAAAAAUCACAACGUUCUCAAUUGGACUUGUGUGUAGUUGUUUUUCGUACACGUUCGCCAGCAGCACCAGAAGUGGGAAGAUUAGUAGAACAUAGUAAACGACAAGUACGUGGAUUUGUUGGAUGUCACAAAAUGCUAGAAAGAGAUUUAUAUAUUGUUGUAUGUUUGGCUUUUAAUCAUUGGCAUACAGGAAUGGAAGAUAUUUCUAGCUAUCCUGAAUACGUUCUUGCCAUCCACAGUUCAAAAAGACUAUUAGUUGAACAAAUUUCUCCACCAGCAUUUGUCUUAGCUGAUGCUAUAAUAAGUUUAACUCUAACAAAAGGACAGCGACAUGAAGGAAGAGAAGGAAUGACUGCUUAUUACUUAACUAAAGGUUGGGCUGGACUUGUAGUAAUGGUAGAAAAUCGUCAUGUAAAUAAAUGGAUUCAUGUAAAAUGUGACUGCCAUGAAAGCUAUAAUGUUGUAUCCACAAGAGGACAACUCAGAACUGCCGAUAGUGUUCCCCCGCUUCACAGACAAGUCAUUAUAGUUUUAACACAAUUGGAAGGUAGUGGAGGUUUUUCAAUAGCACAUCGACUUACGCACAGAUUAGCAAACAGUGGAAAUUUGCAUGAUUGGGGUCCGCCAGAUACUCAACAUUGUCCACAAAUUGACACUCAAGUUGAAGGUUUACAUAGUCCUCGUUUAAUCACGUGAACAAAUGAGUGAUUUAUAAUAAAUAGGGCAAUGUUUAAAUUUAUCUCGUUUGUCAAGUAAGAAAUUUAUUAUAUACUCGUGAUAUCCAAAAAUUUACUAAAACCAAAGCAAGCUAGAAAGUUUUUGGUACAGAAAAAAUAUUGGUACCGAAGCUAUAACACAUUUUUUGCUUUCUAGCUAUUCAUAUUAUAUGAAAAUUUUUAGCAUUAUGACAAGUUCACUAUUGGAUAUAAUACAAUAAUUAAUCAUUAAUAAUAUGAUUCUGAGAUCAGUGGUUAGAAAUAUUUUUUUUUUUUAAUUAAGUAGAAAUUAUUCGUUAUCAAUGAAAAUGAAUAUACUUUAAAACUUGCGUGAAAAGCAUUUCUACGGGAACCAUUGAUCUAUAAAGAAGACUUAAGGCAAAUUAAAUAUUUAUGGAAGAACAAAUUAAACACAUUGCUUGUUAUAUAAAAAAAAAUUAUUUUCUCAACAUAACAUAUAAGCACCAUAAAAAAUAACAAAGCGUAAAAAUUAUACAAUAAUAAUAUAUUAAAUGAAAUAAGUAAUGAUCAUUAAUAACAUAUGAAAAUCAUAUACACUCUUUUUGGAAUUGCUUAGAGUAUAAUUAUGUGUCGAAAUUUUUUCGAUUUUUGCAUCUCACAAUCCUAUUUUCAAAUAUCCAGGCCAGAAC